GGCGUGUACACUGGCUCAGGGACACGCGCUCUCGGCCACAGCAACUGGCUCCAAGUUCCCUCCCUCGCUCUCCGGCGAAGCCUGCCUGAGCCCUCCCACUCGGUGCAGACCGAACCAUCGCGGCCGCCGCCAGCCCGGCCCUCCGCGGCCGCGCGUCCUGGGCCCGUUCCGCCAGCCCCGUCUGCUCUCUACCCGCGGCCCCGCGGCGGCGACCGUGAAGACUCGGCGGCCCCUACAGCCCGCUCUCGGCCCUCCGUCCCUCGCGGGCCCCGACUCUCCCUCCUCGCAGUCCCCCGGAGCCUGGCGCCCGGCUCGGGCCGCACCGCCAGGGACUGGGGUGAGCGGCCCAGAAAUCUCCAAAUUGGACAUCCAGAGCAGCAUUCUUGUUCUAUCUACGUCUUGAAUUAGAAACCACCAAGGCUCUGUAAGUCCUGAAAAGGAAAUAAAAGCAAUUUCCUGCUGCAGAGAGCAUUUUAAGAAAGGACAGUGUUCCUGUGACCUCUGCCUACCAUCCAUAAAAUACUCAUUCCCCUCUCAGGGCAAUUUCAGGAAUAGGAAGAAGGAGGAACAUAGAGCCUCAGCCAGCAUUGACGUGGGUGACACCUUCAGAACGGUUGUAGGAGCACAAAAAGUCAGCCUGAUGUCACUUGCUGGCAGGCCUUCACUUCAGAUCUGACCUUAAACAACACACAGAACCUCUCCUUUGGCUCAGAUCCCAUAUUCAGGACCAAUGAAUGAAUGAAUGGAAGUUUGAAUCAGUUACCAACUAGCUGCAGAGUAAGAACAGAAGCCUCAAGAAAGAUGAAAAUCCAAUUUUACAAAUUUAACAUAAAAUUUACAGGAAUAAAUUUUUGCUAUACAAAUCUAGCCAUCACGAGAACCUAUAAUUUAUUCCAUUUAGGGCUUACAAUUCUCAAUUCCUGAGGCUGGAGAACAGAUUGUAGAGCAUCAGGAAUGGUUUGCUAACUCAAAACCAUGUCAAGCUUCUUAACACGACGCACACAGCAUUUGGGGGCUGCCUCCAGGAGUGUAAGCCUGGCUGCUCCCUCAAGACCUAAAGAAAGCAAGUGAGAAGCUCUGCCUACAGUUGAACACAAAGACCUGGAGGAGACUCCCACCUCCUUCAGGGAGAAGAAAGGAGGCAGCGAAGCAGAUUAAAGGAACUUGUGGCUUGUGGCCUUUUUGUGCAAGGGCUGCCUGGAAGGGGAGAAAAGUGCAUGAAAGCCACCGUGGCGGUUAAUGAGCUGUGAGAUGAGGCGCUGCUGCGGCCGCUGCUGCUGACACUCGCUCCCAGGCUGCACCCGCCGCCCUUGGCGCUUCAUGUACAUGUGUCUAUUCAGGCCGUGCGGAGGCGCCCAGAAGAGCAUCCAACACGGCUGCCGGGGAAAGACCGCCCACCAUGCCCACGGAGACCCUACAGACAGGUAGCAUGGUGAAGCCGGUCAGCCCCGCGGGCACCUUCACCUCUGCUGUGCCCCUGCGCAUCCUGAACAAGGGGCCAGACUACUUCCGCAGGCAGGCCGAGCCCAACCCCAAGAGGCUCAGCGCCGUGGAGAGGCUGGAGGCCGACAAGGCCAAGUACGUCAAGAGCCAGGAGGUGAUCAACGCCAAGCAGGAGCCCGUGAAGCCCGCCGUGCUGGCCAAGCCCCCAGUGUGCCCGGCUGCCAAGCGCGCACUGGGCAGCCCCACGCUCAAAGUGUUCGGCAACCACGCCAAGACCGAGAGCGGCAUGCAGAGGGAGAACCUGAAGCUGGAGAUCCUGAAGAACAUCAUCAAUAGCUCCGAGGGCUCCAGCUCGGGCUCGGGGCACAAGCACAGCUCCCGCAACUGGCCGCCCCACCGGUCGGAAGCCACUGACCUGCACCGUCACUCCUUCGCGGAGUCCCUGAAGGUCUACCCCACGCAGGGCCGCAGCAGCCCGCAGGAGGGCGGCUCCCACGUGGGCAGGAGACUGCUGGAGCAGUCAGCCGAGUCCUUCCUCCACGUGUCCCACAGCUCUUCGGACAUCCGCAAGGUGACCAGCGUGAAGCCCCUCAAGGCCAUCCCCUGCAGUAGCUCUGCCCCUCCCCUGCCUCCCAAGCCCAAAAUCGCAGCCAUCGCCUCCAUGAAGUCCCCCGAGGCCGACCCUGUGGAACCAGCUUGUGGAGUCAGCCGAAGACCCUCCCUCCAGCGGUCUAAGUCAGACUUGAGUGACAGAUAUUUCCGAGUGGACGCAGACGUGGAGAGGUUCUUCAACUACUGUGGACUGGAUCCGGAAGAGCUGGAAAACCUGGGAAUGGAAAACUUUGCAAGGGCUAAUUCUGACAUAAUAUCCCUCAACUUCCGCAGCGCAAGCAUGAUCAGCUCAGACUGUGAACAGUCUCAGGACAGUAACAGUGACCUUAGAAAUGAUGACAGUGCCAAUGACCGCGUGCCGUAUGGCAUUUCUGCCAUCGAAAGAAAUGCUAGAAUCAUCAAGUGGUUAUAUAGCAUCAAACAAGCUAGAGAGUCACAGAAGGUCUCCCACGUGUAAGACAGUGCGUGGAAAGGAGGGAGCGUGGGUCUCUGUGCUUACGCAGUUGUGAAGGUUGUGAGGUCUCCUUGAAGUGUUGUGAGCUUCUCCACUCUUUGUGUUGCUUGUUGUGCAAUGUUUUCAAGUUGCAUGCUUGUCAACAUGGGGACUGACCUGGCUUCCACGUCACCAUCGCUACAGAGCCUGGCUGAACAAGUGUCAUCUGCCAAAAGUUUCAGGCCAGAAUCUAAUUAGGGCUUUGCUCUUAAGCAAAACUGUUUACAUGAAAAUGGUAUACAACUUCUUCGAUAUUUAUGUGGUUCUUGUGUUUUUAUAUCCCGCGCUAUUGUGUCUUAAUUAAAAGUUUUAUCAACUGGCUUUUAAGUUGAGAGCAGAAUCUUUUUGAAAUAAAAAGCCACUUUGCCUACAUGUGAGACUAUUCCAAUGGGACAGUAAAUGGGAUCUGCUACCAAACAGAUAAUGACUGACCGAACAUAGAACCAGGCUGGGUUUUCUGUGGAAUAAAGUGGCGAGCCUGACGUUAAUCAUUUACAUGUUGAAAUUCUCUUGCCACUUAGUGAAGCAGUCAUUGGGGUAACAAUGCUACGUUUUGUGUCCGAUUCAGUGUGUAAAUGUUGGUGGUUCUAUGUAAUACUGACCCCAAGGAAAGACGAUCAGAUACAAAGAAGGAUGGUUAAAUCUAGGAGGUUGGGUGUUUGGGGGUUUUGUUGAUGUUGUUCUGAUUUGGGAUAAUUCAGAAAUUUCUAAUAUUAUCUUUCGACAGAAUGGCCACCCUAAAACAAAUACUGAAUGCCUUUAAAAAAAAAAAAAAAAAAAAAGUUGUGUUUUUUUUUUUUUUUUUUUUGGUUGAGAACUACUAAUUUCAUGCUGUUUCUUUCUCUCUCCCUUUGUUGUUAUUUGAUUUGGGGAAAGGGAGUGAGGCUUGUGCAGAUUUGAGCUAUCUGAAGACAUGAACAGAAGUGAAAAUACCAGCCAUAUCAGUAGAGCCUCCCAUUCAAAAGUGAACACACUUGGUAGCUGAACCAUAUCUGAGCAGCGUGAUUCUGUUGUCUUGCAUAUGUUAUUCUCUCAGGCUGUGGGUCUUUGUUACAGCUCUAGGAAACUGUAGAAAUACAAUGCUAUGUAGCUUUUCCACCCCAUGGUCUCUAGUGCUGCCUAUCAACUUGUCCCCUUUUUUCCCAAUAACCUAUCUUCCAGGUGGUACAAUUAGCUGUCACUCAGCUGACACCAUGAUGUGGCAGCAGAGAGGGAAACCUACAAGUGGUUUGCCUCAUUGCCUUUGCCACAUCUGAAGUUCUCAGCAGCACUACCUUAGACUUCAUCAGCUAAUAGGAAACUUUUUAUGGUGUAAAUGCUGUAAGACUUUGUACAUACUUCAGUUGUUACGAAAUCUUUAAAGAAAAAAAAGAAAAAGUUACGCUAAUAAAUUGCUGUGGUGCAGGCA
Pongo pygmaeus (Bornean orangutan) is the source of this 3956-nucleotide messenger RNA. RefSeq names its product family with sequence similarity 110 member B (gene FAM110B). Bases 1400 to 2512 code for a protein of 370 amino acids. NCBI's taxonomy places the organism in Eukaryota, Metazoa, Chordata, Mammalia, Primates, Hominidae. The record is from RefSeq and is a predicted model, not a curated record. The transcript has 7 exons.